Molecule: messenger RNA, 5649 nt
Organism: Callorhinus ursinus (northern fur seal)
Lineage: Eukaryota; Metazoa; Chordata; Mammalia; Carnivora; Otariidae
Gene: STARD13
Product: StAR related lipid transfer domain containing 13
Biological process (GO): actin cytoskeleton organization; regulation of Rho protein signal transduction; signal transduction
Molecular function (GO): GTPase activator activity; lipid binding; protein binding
Source: RefSeq, a predicted model, not a curated record
CUGGCAGAGAUAACGAAGAGGAAACUCUCAGUGACAGAUGCACCAUCUGUCAGUUCCGGAGGAGCAGUUUUCAAGAAAACAGAAAAUGAAAUGAAGAAGAGAGUGGCUUUGUUUCAAAAGUACAGCCCAGCCUAAGGACAUUUUUCAACAAAAAAUUGAGGCGAAGGAAGCAUGUGACUGGCUCCGUGCUGCUGGGUUCCCACAAUACGCUCAGUUGUAUGAGGAUUCUCAAUUUCCCAUCAACAUUGUGGCUGUCAAGAAUGAUCAUGAUUUUCUUGAAAAGGACCUUGUAGAACCUCUUUACAGACGACUAAAUACAUUGAACAAGUGUGCCUCAAUGAAACUUGAUGUGAACUUCCAAAGGAAAAAGGGUGACGACUCAGAUGAGGAAGAUCUCUGCAUCAGCAACAAAUGGACUUUCCAAAGAACCAGCCGCCGGUGGUCUCGCGUGGACGACCUGCACACACUGUUCCCCGGAGGAGACAGACAUGGGUCAUCGGGAGACAUUAGGAUGAGAAACACCACGAGCAGUGAAAGCGUCCUCACCGACCUGAGCGAGCCCGAGGUUUGCUCCAUUCACAGUGAAAGCAGCGGAGGGAGUGACGGCCGCAGCCGGCCAGGCAGUGGCCACAGCACCGGCCGGGCGCCCUUUGACUGCCCCGGCCAGCCCUGCCCCGACAGCCCGGUCAUGCUGGACGCCACAUUCGUCAGCGGCGGCCUCCCGCAGUCCCCCAGAGACGCUCUUAGCUACCCAAAGAAUGAGAAACACACCAGGGCCAGAGCCAAGUCAUUUUUGAAGCGCAUGGAGACUCUCAGAGGGAAGGGGGCACACGGAAGGCCCAAGGGGCCGGGGCGGACCGGGGGCUUGGUGAUCAGCGGGCCUGUGCUGCAGCAGGAGCCGGAGGCCUUCAAGGCCAUGCAGUGCGUCCCCAUAACAAACGGAGAUCUCCGGAGCUCGCCCCCCACUGCCUGCCCCAAAGGGCUCCUGAGCACCAGCAAAUGGAGCGGGGCGAGCAGCCAGUCGGAAAAGAGUAGCAGUGGCGUGAGCAUGCCUGGCCUGAAGGAACGAAAAUGCCAGGAGGCCAACAAGCGCGGGGGCAUGUACUUGGAAGACCUGGACGUGCUGGCCGGGACAGCACUGCGGGAUGCCGGUGACCAAAACCACACACACGAGUUCCAUUCCCAGGAGAACUUGGUGGUGCACAUCCCCAAGGAUCACAAACCGGGAACGUUCCCCAAGGCACUCUCUAUCGAAAGCCUCUCACCAACAGACAGUAGCAAUGGGGUUAACUGGAGGACCGGCAGCAUCUCCCUGGGCAGACAGCAGGGCUCCGGGGCCAGGGAGCCCAGGCUCAUGGCGUCCUGCCACAGAGCAAGCAGAGUCAGUAUCUACGACAACGUCCCGGGCUCCCAUUUGUACGCCAGCACAGGAGACCUUUUGGACUUGGAGAAAGAUGACCUCUUCCCCCAUUUAGAUGACAUUUUGCACCAUGUCAAUGGGCUCCAAGAGGUAGUGGAUGACUGGUCAAAAAAUGUCUUGCCUGAACUGCAAACACAUGAUGCACUGGUUGGAGAACCCGGCUUAUGCCCCUUCCCAUCUCCUAAUCAGAUCACCUUAGACUUUGAAGGCAACUCGGUCUCGGAAGGUCGGACAACACCCAGUGAUGUGGAAAGAGAUGGAACAUCUCUUAAUGAGUCGGAGGCCACUGGGGUCCGAGAGAGGAGGGACUCUGGUGUAGGGGCCUCUCUGACUAGGCCAAACAGGCGACUCCGAUGGAACAGUUUCCAGCUCUCGCACCAGCCUCAGGCGUCCACCGCGCCGCACAUCAGCAACCAGACGGCCGGCCAGCUGAACCUGCUCCAGCGCUUCUCACUGCUUCGCCUCACGGCCAUCAUGGAGAAGUACUCCAUGUCCAAUAAACACGGCUGGACGUGGUCAGUUCCAAAGUUCAUGAAGAGGAUGAAAGUUCCUGAUUACAAAGACAAGACUGUCUUUGGUGUUCCUCUCAUAGUUCACGUCCAGAGAACGGGACAGCCCCUGCCUCAGAGUAUUCAGCAAGCACUCAGAUACCUGCGUAGCAACUGCCUCGAUCAGGUGGGUCUUUUUCGAAAAUCAGGCGUGAAAUCUCGAAUCCAUGCGUUACGUCAGAUGAACGAGAACUUCCCCGAGAAUGUCAGCUAUGAGGACCAGUCUGCGUAUGACGUGGCGGAUAUGGUCAAACAGUUCUUCCGGGACCUCCCAGAGCCUCUUUUCACCAACAAGCUCAGCGAGACCUUCCUCCACAUCUAUCAGUAUGUCCCCAAGGAGCAGCGGCUGCAGGCAGUGCAGGCUGCCAUCCUACUUCUGGCCGAUGAGAGCAGGGAGGUCUUGCAGACGCUGCUGUGCUUUCUCAAUGACGUGGUCAACUUGGUGGAGGAGAACCAGAUGACACCCAUGAAUCUUGCCGUGUGUCUGGCCCCCUCCCUCUUCCAUCUUAAUUUACUGAAGAAGGAAAGCUCCCCCAGAGUCAUACAGAAGAAAUACGCCACCGGGAAGCCAGAUCAAAAGGACCUCAGUGAGAACCUGGCCGCCGCGCAGGGGCUUGCCCACAUGAUCACAGAAUGCGACAGACUGUUUGAGGUCCCGCAUGAGUUGGUAGCCCAGUCCCACAACUCAUACAUGGAGGCUGAGAUCCACGCUCCAACUCUGGAAGACCUGGGGACCCAGCUGGAGGAGAGCGGGGCAACUUUCCAUACGUACCUGGGACAUCUUGUCCAGGGCCUCCAAAAAGAAGCCAAGGAGAAGUUCAAAGCCUGGGUCACGUGCUCCAGCACAGACAACACAGAUCUUGCUUUCAAAAAGGUGGGAGACGGGCACCCGCUGAAGCUGUGGAAGGCCUCUGUGGAGGUAGAAGCGCCCCCCUCCGUGGUUUUGAACCGUGUGCUGAGAGAGCGCCACCUGUGGGAUGAGGAUUUUGUGCAGUGGAAGGUUGUGGAAACCCUGGACAAGCAAACAGAAAUCUAUCAGUAUGUGUUGAACAGCAUGGCCCCCCACCCUUCCCGAGACUUCGUGGUUCUCAGGACCUGGAAGACUGAUUUGCCCAAAGGCAUGUGUACCCUGGUGUCCCUCUCUGUGGAGCACGAGGAAGCCCAGCUCAUGGGCGGUGUGCGGGCCGUGGUGAUGGAUUCUCAGUACUUGAUAGAACCGUGCGGCUCUGGCAAAUCGAGACUGACCCACAUCUGCAGGAUAGACCUGAAAGGUCACUCCCCAGAGUGGUACAAUAAAGGCUUCGGACAUCUGUGUGCAGCGGAAGUUGCCAGGAUUAGAAACUCUUUUCAGCCCCUCAUUGCUGAGGGUCCAGAAACUAAAAUCUGAGUUUUCCCCAGUGUUACAUCAAACUCAGGGAAGAGGAAGUGAACGGAAACACUUGUGGGAGAGAGAGUGCUUGUGAGAAAGCAAGAGAGAGAGAGAGAGAGAGAGAGAGAGACUGAGUGACAUGGUUAAUGCUUUUAAAGAUGGAAACACUGAGGAGUCAGAAUGUUGAAGAUGCAAGAAUUUCUGAGAACUUUCCUAGCCCUCCUGGAGAUGGCUACAUCCCUACUAAUAUAAUAUUUUUAAAAAUCAGAACAUUUAUCUAUGUUACUUAAAAUUAAAUGGAUUAUUCCUUGUGCAUUGCCUAAUUUGCUAUUUAAAGGCUUCUAAGAAGCGUAUUCUUAACUGUAAAUAAAUGUAUGUAUAGCAUAUGUACAUAUGUGUGUAUAUCUCUAUCUUUAUUGUAUAUAUGUACAAUACCAAUUUUAUAUAUAUUUGCGUCUUUUGAAAAGGAACGCGUCUGACUCAGUGAGUCCCUUCCUCACUCACGUGGUUCUUUCCAAGUUGCUCUGGGCCCAUCCCCCCACUGUCCUGUAAACGGAGCAGAAUCUGCUGCUAACACCGAGGUGUGAAAAUGUGUAGUCUGUCAGUCUGCCCUGAUGUUUAACCAAAGAUUAGCGAACCAAAGGAAAACAACAUUCAAAGGUUCUUAUGUGUUGUCAGUUUGUGUUAUUCAAAAACGGAGCGUGGAGUGUUGGAUAAAGCCAGGAAAAGAAUACUUACUCCUCUUAAAAGCACAGAAGUGAGGAAGAAGUUGUGACCAAAGGGAAGGCUGCGGGACCAGUUGCCCAUGGACCCAGCCAGAUGCAGCUUCAGGGACAUGUCAGAUGCCCACGGGCCACUGGAGUCAGCACAAGCUGACUGAAAGAAACUUUAUUUCCCUGCUGGUUAGAGCCAACUAGCGUAGCCUUUGCAUAUUCACAGCCAAAGGGAGCCUCUGUGUUUUAUCAGGUUUUCAUAGAUACAUUUCAUCAUGUUCUUAAGUGUCAUUCUAUAUGACCAGUGCCCUGUUUGGUCACAGUUAAUUGGCAUUUUCUUACCAAUAUAUUGCACUGAAUUGAACUCUGGAAGCCAGGCAAGGGGAGGCGAUGUCAUUCGAGUGUCCUGGACCAUAGCAGUUUCAGGGAAUUCUUAUUUUGCUCUAUACGAUGCUCUUCAUUCAAGUUUUGCAAUUUGAAAGACAGAGUUUUAAACUAACAGUAAGACCAAAACUAUGCUCUGCAAUUAGUGUUAGAAAACAUAAACAGGUUUCUUAAUUUCAUAUUUCUUCAUUAGCCAGUCAAGCUUCCCUAGGUGUUUGACCCAACCUUAUUUAUUAUUGUAUAGACUAAGUUGAUUGACUCUCCUUAACCAAUUGCUGAUGGAUUUAAGUUGUGGGGUUUUUUUUAUUGUAAUUCCACAACUGUAGAGAGGAAGAUAAGUUAUUAUGUUCGGUUUCAGGGAGAGAUUUUCUUUGGUAAUCCAUGAGAGAUUGGUAUCAUAAUUUAGCAACUGGUGUGGGAGGAAAAAAAAAAUGUUUUUCCCUUUUCUGUAUUGUGUGCAUUUAUGUUAUUAGUAAUGUUUCCUCCUAUCAGCAAUGUGCAAUUCUUUUAUUGAGAGAAAUAAAAAAUGCUAUAUAUGAAUUCUGCAUGGUGCAAGGGAAAUCAUACUAUUUGAAUUAUGGCCCAGGAAUUUUUCAUUUCCUUGCCUACACAAGAAGGUGCCAGCAAACCCAUAAUUUUCAAUUUGGGCAGGGUUCUGUGAACAAAACAAAUUCACGUCUGCCAUGCAUCUUAAAUUUAACCAUAUAGGAUGGAUUACUUGCCUAUGCAAAGACAAGAUUAACGAAGUUUAGUCUCGUUUAAUUCCUGUCCAGAGAUGGAAUCCUAGGUGUUUGGAAAAUAUGAUAGACACACAAGAAGAAUCGAAUUGUAUCACCGAGCUUAGCAUACACACGAAUCACCUGGAGAUCUGGUUCAAAUGUAGACUCUGAUUCAGGCAGUCUGGAGUAAGAGUCUCCAUUUCUAACAAGUCUCGGGGAUGCUCGUGCUGCUGGCCCUAAGACCACACACUCUGGGAAGCAAGAGGAUACUGAAAACAAAUGUGAUUGUAUUUCUGACUCCUCCUCUCUUCAAAUUAUCUGACUGGCUUUUCUGUUUUUACGCACGUACUAAUCACAUCACUGCUGCAUAACACAGUGCGUCUACAAAAAAAAAAAAAAAGGAAAAAGGAGGGAAACGAUGCAUCAAGCUUGUUUGUCAAAUACCACAGUGUUUUAUUCGUUGUUAUCUUGCCAAUGGAAAUAAAAUAUGAUAUUG